This is a messenger RNA of Chenopodium quinoa (quinoa), 1956 nucleotides long. RefSeq names its product F-box/LRR-repeat protein At1g67190-like. The record is from RefSeq and is a predicted model, not a curated record. The transcript has a single exon. The coding region runs from base 492 to 1751 and encodes 419 amino acids. Lineage: Eukaryota; Viridiplantae; Streptophyta; Magnoliopsida; Caryophyllales; Amaranthaceae. Gene Ontology annotation, molecular function: protein binding.
UGGGUAUGUUUCAAUUUUCCCGUUUUUGGAUUCUUUAACCAAUUUUCACAACUGGGUUUUUAUUAUUUAAUCGGAAAGUUUGCUUCUUUUUGAUAUUGUAAGAUUAUGUUGGUUUUGUGAUUAAUCGCCUGUUGAUUUGUGUAUGUUUUGACAUUUGUAAUUCUCAAAGUUUGGAUCUUUCAUUUGAUUGGAAAAUCUUGCAGUUACUUGAUGAAGAUGUCUGUCUUGCUAUUAUUAGAAAUGAAGUGUUUGUGUUGUUGAUUCAGAUUGGGUAUUGAAGCAAUGCGAAAUACCCAUUUUUUUAAUACAAUGAUUUGUUGUUUUGUUGAAAAUUUGGCUGAAGAAUUAGAGGAUGAUGUGAUCAGGAUACAAUACAUUGGGAUAUGUAUGAUAUAACUAAUUAAUCUUCAAUUGCAUUUGAAGAAGCAAAACCCAAAAUUCUGUUGUUGGUUUUGGGGUGAAUUGAAUUUGGUUUAUGAUUAGAGUAGAAGAUGGAGAAUUUACCUGUUGAAGUGAUUGGAAACAUACUGUCCCGCCUCGGGGCUGCUAGGGAAGUUGUGAUUGCAUCUGCAACGUGCCGGAAAUGGAGAGAGGCUUUUCGAAAGCACCUACAUUCUCUUUCAUUCAAUUCCAAUGAUUGGCCUGUUUUUCGCGAUUUGUUGACUAGCCGGCUAGAGAUUUUGAUUACACAGACAAUUUUCCAAACUACUGGCUUGCAAGGGCUUACAAUCUUGAUGGAUGAUGUUGAUGAGUUUUCGGCUUCAACAGUUAUUGCGUGGCUUAUGUAUACUAGGGAAAGUCUGAGAAGAUUGUAUUACAAUGUUAGGACUAGCCCGAACCUUAACAUUCUGGAUAUUUGUGGGAGACACAAACUGGAGAUGCUGUCUUUGGCACACAAUACAAUCAUAGGAGUUGAACCUAAUUAUCAAAGGUUUUCUUGCCUCACUUCGCUUUCCCUGAGUUAUGUCAGCAUUUCAGCAUUGGAUUUGAACCUUCUUACUACCGCUUGCCCAAAACUUGAGACCUUAUCCCUAAUUAAUCCCGAGAUUGCCAUGUCAGAUGCCCAAGUGAGUGUUGAAUUGAGCAGUCCAACGCUGAAGACUAUAUAUGUUGAAGCCAUUAGUUUGGACAAGUUCAUUUUGGAGGCUGACUCUCUCGAGGAUAUGCAUCUGAAAGAUUGUGCUCUGGAGCAGUUCGAGCUUAUUGGGAAGGGGACUUUAAAGCGUUUUCAAAUUGAUGAUGUUAGUGUUAUACAUCUUGAUAUUGGUGAAAUAGCUGAAAAUCUUGAAGUUAUUGAUGUCAGCAACUUCACAAUCAUUUGGCCAAAAUUUUAUCAUAUGAUCUCUAUGUCGUCAAAUUUGAGAGUACUUCGGCUUUGGGAUGUGGUGUUUGAUGAUGAGGAUGAUGUAGUUGAUUUGGAAACUAUAGCUAUUUGCUUCCCAUAUCUAAGCCAUCUUUCAUUAAGUAAUGACUUGAGGGACGGUGUGAUUCACUAUGGAUUGGAGGGUUCUUAUCAUCUGCACAAUGUAGCUGUACUAGAAGUUGGUUGGACUGUUAUCAGUGAUAUCUUCUCCCAUUGGGUUGAAGAGCUUUUGCAGAGAUGUCCCAACCUCGAAAAGUUGAUCAUUCAUGGGACUGUUUCCGAUGCCAAAACACCUGAAGAAUGCCAAAUGUUGGCAAAUUUUACUUCCUCCAUUGUUCGGCUGAUGCGGCAGUAUAUGCAUGUAGAUGUGUAUUUUGAAUAUGAGUAGGGGCAACAAUGUCUCUUUGUACACCCGAAAUUUUGGUUUGUCAAAAUUGUUGAUUGAUCACGUGUUACGUACUUCUGUGAAUGACAAGAAUGAGUUUUCCUUUUGUUGGAUAAGAUUGAGGCAUUGAGCAGGCAAGGCAUGUCUGCCUAUUUUUUGUACCUGUCGUUCAAUUUAUCAGCUUCCAUGUUUUAUUUGAUUCAAGAUA